Molecule: messenger RNA, 1203 nt
Organism: Varanus komodoensis (Komodo dragon)
Lineage: Eukaryota; Metazoa; Chordata; Lepidosauria; Squamata; Varanidae
Gene: EIF3G
Product: eukaryotic translation initiation factor 3 subunit G
Exons: 11
Coding region: 116-1117 (333 amino acids)
Cellular component (GO): eukaryotic translation initiation factor 3 complex; cytoplasm
Molecular function (GO): RNA binding; translation initiation factor activity
Source: RefSeq, a predicted model, not a curated record
CUCGGAAGUUUCUGGCUGACUCACACUCCAUGGGCCUUGGACUCUUGCUGCUUCCUGCCUCCAUUUGAGGCCUGCAUUUGUCCGCUCGCGCAGUUUGCCCCUUCUGCGGGGAGCGAUGCCGACCGGCGAUUAUGACUCCAAGCCCAGUUGGGCAGAUCAAGUGGAAGAGGAAGGAGAUGAUGAUAAGUGCAUCACCAGUGAUCUGCUCAAGGACAUCCCUCUGAGUGGGGUGCUGAGCGGGAGCGGAGGUGAAACUGGAGGCGGGAGCGCAAGUGUAACCAUCGAGCCAGAGCUUGUAAAAGGAGGACCCCUACCAUCUCCCAAAGAGAUUGUGAAUGGGAAUAUUAAAACAGUGACUGAGUACAGAGAAGAGGAGGAUGGCCGCAAAGUCAAGAUUAUCCGAACCUUUCGAAUUGAGACUCGGAAGGCCUCCAAGGCUGUGGCAAGGCGAAAGAACUGGAAGAAAUUUGGCAACUCAGAGUUUGAUGCUCCUGGCCCAAAUGUAGCCACCACCACUGUGAGCGACGAUGUCUUCAUGACAUUCAUCACCAGCAAAGAGGAUUUGAACUGCCCAGAGGAGGAGGACCCCAUGAACAAGUUGAAAGGUCAGAAGAUUGUGUCGUGCCGGAUCUGCAAGGGGGACCACUGGACCACACGCUGCCCUUACAAGGACACGCUGGGGCCCAUGCAGAAGGAGCUGGCCGAACAGCUGGGGCUCUCCACUGGCGAGAAGGACAAAUUGCCUGGAGAACCAGAACCUGUUCAAGCCCAGCAGAGCAAGACCGGGAAAUACGUUCCACCCAGCUUGAGAGAUGGAGCCAGCCGCAGAGGGGAAUCCAUGCAGCCUAACCGCAGAGCUGAUGAUAAUGCCACCAUUCGUGUCACCAAUCUGUCUGAGGACACCCGAGAGACUGACUUGCAGGAGCUCUUCCGUCCUUUCGGGUCCAUAUCCCGAAUCUACUUGGCCAAGGACAAAACCACUGGCCAGUCCAAGGGGUUUGCCUUCAUCAGCUUCCACCGCCGGGAAGAUGCUGCCAGGGCCAUUGCAGGGGUGUCUGGCUUUGGCUACGAUCACCUGAUCCUAAACGUGGAAUGGGCCAAACCCUCCACCAACUGAGACUAGCUGCCCAGCAUUUGUCUUUGGAAAUUGCCUGGUUCUGUUCCUAACUGGACUAUUCUCAAAUAAAGUUUCAUUCCAGUCUC